Molecule: messenger RNA, 1576 nt
Organism: Neolamprologus brichardi
Lineage: Eukaryota; Metazoa; Chordata; Actinopteri; Cichliformes; Cichlidae
Source: RefSeq, a predicted model, not a curated record
CGUGGUCCUCUCUGUCCCUGCUGUCUCCUCUGCCACUCGCUGUAGGUCUCUGAUCCUGUCUGCUCGAGUUUUAGCGUCGCCGCUGUGAGACGCUGCAACCAUGGCUACUACUGGUACUUUUCGCAUGGUGUCAGAGGAGGAGCAAGCAAUGAGGUCAAAGCUGGAGCAUUUGACAGUGAAGGAUCAUGGGCCUGUGUUUGGGCUGUGCCACAAACUGCCUGGCCACACUGUGCAAAAGAACCAGGCACAGGGACGAGCAGCCAUCUACCACGACCGACUGGUGGUGAUGGGAGGAAAACGGGAUAGACGUUACGUACGCUUCAGGAAGGAGUAUCCUGAGCUUUUUGAGAACAUGACCCCCGAGGCAGUCCGCAGCACAGUCGAAGCGGGAUACCCAGUGGUUCUGCCCAGCAGAGACAAGUAUGGCCGCGUGGUCCUGCUCUUUAACAUCGACAACUGGGACCUGGAGGAGAUCACCUUCGAUGAGGUGUUGAGGGCAUACUGCGUGAUCCUGGAGAAGCUGCUCGAGAAUGACGAGACCCAGAUCAAUGGAUUUGUGCUGAUUGAGAACUUCAAAGGCUUCACAAUGCAGCAUGCCUCAGGAAUCAAGCCAGCUGAGCUCAAGAAGAUGGUGGACAUGCUGCAGGACUCGUUCCCAGCCCGUUUCAAGGCAGUUCACGUUAUUCACCAGCCUUGGUACUUCACCACUACCUACAACGUGGUUAAACCCUUCAUGAAGAGCAAGCUGCUGGAGAGGGUCUUUGUUCAUGGUGAUGAAUUGGACAACUACCUCAAAGAAUUCGAUGCAGACAUCCUGCCUUCAGACUUCGGUGGAAAAGCACCAGUGGCCGACUACCAGGCCAUCGCCACCAAGCUUUUUGGCUCUGAAGACACCGCUCUCUGAAGAAACAAUCCUCCCAUUUCAAACCCAAGAGUAGAGCCUUUUACCUGAAGUGCUUUUGGUGUGAUCAGAUCAGAUAUGUGGUCUGUAUUAAGGCUAGAUUUUUACUUUUUUUAAAAAAAAAAAGAAUUCAGGCAGUACAUAGACGUAUGUAGGGUUAGAAGCAGGGGAUGGUUUGUGUUAUAUAAAUGGAAAAGGUAAAGGAUGUUGUUUAGAUAUAUGAAGGAGAGAAUAACUGAUAGUAAUCACUUGUUACUUUACAUUGACAUGUACUGACAAUCCUCUCAUGUAUGACAUGUAUGAGUGGAGGAAGAAGGGCAGAGCUGGUCAAGACCAGACUGAUUUGUGUUUGGUGUGCUUUGCCUCAUAGAUCAAUCUGCUGUACACAGAACAACCUUUUGCUUACGACCCCGUGAUACAGAUUCAGCAUAGCAAAGUCUCGAGGGGUGAAUUUGAGAUUGAUAUCCAGAGGGAAAACUAAUAAGGCAUGAGGCUACAUUAGAUUAUUGUUUUAGAAUGAAGGGCCUCCUGAUGCAGUGCCUUAAGUAGGAACAGUUGCUUGCCUCAGUGGCCUUGUUUCAACAUAUCAUGUGAGGCGUGAUGUACCAAGAAGAUGCAUUCUGGAGGUUGCACUGGAUUGAAAAAUGUCAAAUAAAAUCUUUUUUGUGCAUCUUU